AUGCUCCGCAACGCCGUGGCGACGCUGGUCCGACGCUGCCCGCAGCUCGUCCAGCCGCAGCGAUUGCGAACGCACAUUACGACAGCAGCGACGAGUCUUGUGCCUAAGCUCCAGGUCAAACCGCAGCGAAAAGCGUGGGCCACAACGGUGCUCGCACUCGAGCGCUACAAGGAGCUCCAUGGCCACCUGCAAGUGCCCCAGUCCUUCAAGGUCGAACCGUCCAUGCGCGCCACGUGGCCUGAAGAGACAUGGGAUUUAGCGCUCGGUCGCGUUGUGAACAACCUCCGUACGCAAUGGAGGCGCAACGUGCUCUCGUCGACUCAAAAGCACGACCUCGAACGUCUAGCGUUUCCGUUCACGGGACGCACGAUUAUUGCGUGGUCAACCAAGCUCCUCGCACUCAAGACAUUUCGUGCACUUGAAGGCCACGUGAACGUCCCGAUUGCGUUCAUUGUGCCCAGCGACGAUGUCUGGCCACCGGUCUUGCACAGAAUGAAGCUCGGAAAGGUUGUCAACGCGAUCCGCAACCAGGUCGAGUCGCUGCCAGCGCAUGAGAAGAACCAACUUGACGCGCUGGGUUUUGUUUGGUCGUCGUGGGAGCGAUCGUGGGACGCGAAACUACUCGCUCUCGAGACGUACCACCGCCGGUUCAACGAAUUGCACGUCCCGCGCGACUUUGUCGUGCCAAAAGGGGAUGCGUCGUGGCCCGAGGAGACAUGGGGUAUCAGACUCGGACUCGCCGUCAACAAUAUCCGCGGCCGCCCCGAGCGCCUCACCCUCGGUCAGCUCGACGCACUGGCGUCACUCGGGUUUCCGUGGGAUGCCACCGAGAUCUCGUUCGCAGUCCGCGUGCGCGGCUGGAAGAUUUACGAAAGCCUACACGACACCAACGUUGUGCCCGAUGACUUUGUUGUACCUCCGAACGAUCCAGCGUGGCCCGUGAACCUCCAAGGUGUAGCCCUCGGCAAGCUCAUUCAAGCCAUGCGACACAAGCCUGAGAGGCUCACCGUCGACGAGCUCCUCGAGCUGCAUGAGCUCGGCUACUUGAUGAAGACAUAG
Molecule: messenger RNA, 1059 nt
Organism: Saprolegnia diclina VS20
Lineage: Eukaryota; Oomycota; Saprolegniomycetes; Saprolegniales; Saprolegniaceae
Exons: 1
Coding region: 1-1059 (352 amino acids)
Source: RefSeq, a predicted model, not a curated record